AUGGGCGAAUACGUCGGUGACGGCGCAGCUCCCGGCGAGCUAUGGAGGCACCCGGCUCCCACGUCGACGCCCAUGUGGCAGUUCAUUGAGCGCGUCAACAGCAAGCGCGGGCUGAGCAUCAAGGCAUAUCCAGCGCUCUACAAAUGGUCUGUUGAGAAUACCUCGGCCUUCUGGGAGGAUGUCUGGGACUUUGUCGGCAUUGUCGCGUCCAAAAAAGCAGACAAGGCUCUCCCGGACCACAGCCCCAUCUAUCCGAGGCCCGACUUCUUCUCGUCUGCUCGCCUCAACUUUGCCGAGAACCUCCUCUUCCCUGCCACUGCGGAAGCCAUCGACCCAUCCGCCGUCGCCGUCAUCACCACCACCGAACUCCCCGGCGAACUGCGGUCCACAUCCUGGGCCGAGCUCCGCGAAGCCGUCCGCCGAUGCUCCAAUGCUCUGCGGGCCUCCGGCCUGAAGCCCAACGACGUGGUUGCCGGCUACGUCUCCAACCACGUGGAAGCCCUCGUGGCCAUGCUGGCUGCCGCAUCCGUCGGCGCCAUCUGGACCAGCAUUAGCCCUGACAACGGCGUUUCCGCCGUCUUGGACCGUCUGAGCCAGAUCGGCCCCAAGGUGCUGUUCGCCGACAACGGCACCGUGUACAACGGCAAGGAGUGGCCGAGCUUGUCCAAGACCAGCCAAAUAGUGGCUGAGCUGAGCAAGACUGGGCUCCAGACCGUGAUUGGCAUCAGCAACACAAAAGCCGACCUUGGCCUCGCAGACUUGCAGUCCCACGGCGUUUGUGCAGUAGACUAUGAUUCCUUCCUGGCCAGCGCCUCGCCUCACCUUCUUCGAUUCGAGCAGCUUCCCCCUUCUCACCCUCUUUACAUCCUGUACUCGAGCGGCACAACUGGCCUGCCCAAAGCAAUUGUCCAUACCGCACUGGGUACUCUGAUCCAGCAUAAGAAGGAGCACAUGCUUCACUGCUCCCUGACUUGCUCGUCUCGUAUUCUGUACUACACAACCACAUCCUGGAUGAUGUGGCACUGGAGCGUUGGUGCUCUGGCCGUCGGUGCCACGUUGGUUCUCUACUCCGGAUCGCCGUUCAGGCCCAACUCGUACAUGUCUCUGCCCAGGCUUCUCUCCGAUCUCAAGGUGACUCACUUUGGCACGUCGGCGGCUUACCUUGCCGCCCUGGAAUCCAACAAUGUUCGCCCGGUUCAAGACCCAAGCACCGACCUGUCGUCGCUGGAAGCAAUCUACUCCACGGCCUCGCCGCUCCCUCCUUCCACCUUCAAGUUUGUGUAUGAGGCUUUCCCCAGAAAGAUCAACCUAGCAUCCAUCACGGGAGGCACUGACAUCGUCUCGCUGUUUGGGGCGCCAUGUCCCUUGCUGCCCGUGCGCCCUGGCGAGAUUCAAUGCGCCGGUCUUGGCAUGGACAUUCGCGUUGUAGACUCGGUGUCCGGAGAGGAACUGCCUGCUGGAGAGCAGGGCGACCUGGUUUGCGUCAAGCCGUUUCCUUGCCAGCCGCUGACCUUCUUCGGUGCCCAGGGGGCGGAAAAGUACAAGGCUGCCUAUUUCGACCGAUUCGAAAACGUCUGUGGCGCAAAGGGGGCAGUCUGGCACCACGGGGACUUUGUCAAGAUGGCCGAUGCUUCGACGGGCAGUCUCGUCAUGCUCGGCCGGUCGGACGGGGUCCUGAAGCCAGCUGGUGUUCGUUUCGGUUCGGCAGAGAUUUACAACAUCCUCACCCGCUUCUUCUCUGCCGAGGUCGAGGAUGCCGUGUGCGUCGGCCGCCGUAGGGAGGCAGACAAGGACGAGACGGUCUGUCUGUUCGUAGUCAUGGUGGCUGGCAAGUCAUUCUGCGAGGACCUGCGAACCCGGAUUAAGGCCAGAAUUCGAUCCGAACUGAGCCCUCGUCACGUUCCUGUCGUUGUGGAGGAGUGCGGAGCCGGGGUUCCAAAAACUGGUAAUGGCAAAAAGAUCGAAGUGGCCGUGAAGCAGAUUCUUUCCGGGUUGAGCAUAUCAACCAAUGCAAGCGUUGCGAACCCUGAAUCACUAGAAUGGUUCGAAGAGUGGGCCAGAGGAAAUUAA
Molecule: messenger RNA, 2070 nt
Organism: Ustilaginoidea virens
Lineage: Eukaryota; Fungi; Ascomycota; Sordariomycetes; Hypocreales; Clavicipitaceae
Exons: 3
Coding region: 1-2070 (689 amino acids)
Biological process (GO): lipid metabolic process
Cellular component (GO): cytosol
Molecular function (GO): acetoacetate-CoA ligase activity
Source: RefSeq, a predicted model, not a curated record